UCGGUAGGGCUGGUGCCUCAUAAAUAUGCAGAAUUUUAACAGCGCUAGCGUUAACUAGCUAUCUACCUGGUUCAUGCUAGCUCACCUCAGUUAUUAAGAGCUAUCCAACAGGCCGAUAAGCUAUCGUUUCCAAUUUAUACCGUGAAGGACAUGAUUUUUUUUCACGGCACAGACGAAUAGAGUGAAAUGUUAACUAGGUCCAAUGCAGAGCGCUGGAGGUGAGGAAGCAGCGGAGCAGGACGGCUUCACUGAAAAUGAGGAAAGCGUCCAGCCACAAAAAGGGCCCAACAAUGGAGCGGAACCUGCCCAAGAGGAUCUUUCAGGGCAGGACAUUGAUAAUCUCUACCUCACUGAUGCAGCUGAUGACCCCCCAGUAGCCACACAUUCAGUUCAAGACGUUGUUGGAGACCUCAACAUCCUAAGCACAUUAGAGAACAUGGAGGAUCAAGAGCCACUGCAAGAGGAGGAGGACUUCAUUGUGUUUGACCCUGAGCAUCCACUGGUCAGAAGGCAUCAAGCUGCUCUUACCAGUCAGCUCAGCAAGCAGCUGGAGAUGAUCAACCUGGCACUGAAGGAAAAGCUUGUAACAGAGAAGGUAGAAUCCAAGCACAUGCUGGAGGUAGAUGUUAAUAUCUUUAGGAUUCAAGAGCAGCUAGCCAGACUCUAUACCAGACUGGAGGGCCGCAAUCAGUCCAAGGCACAGGCUGAAGCCCAACAUCAACAGACACAGGAUCGGCUGGAUCAAAUGAAGAGCCAGUUUUCUAAUAUAACCAUUCAGGACAGGGAAGCCAAAGCUAAGGCCUCUCAGCUGCAGACAGAGGUUGACAACCUGAUGCUGCAACUCAUCUUUACACAAGGAGUCAGUGAAGAUCUGCGUUCCAAUUUGAAAACACUGAAGAAUGCCCGAAAUAAAGCAGGAGCUGAGAAGAACCAGGCUGAAGGGCAGAAACUGAAGCAGGAUCUUUAUGUGGAGCGUCUAAUAAAUGAUAUGGAGAAGCUGACGCAGCAGAUAGCCUUGUAUGAGGCCCAGGUCCAAGCCCAAGCAGAGGAGACACAGACCGCCAAAGAGGCUCUAUCAGAGGCUGAGAUGGAAAUGGAGUCUCUGUUAAUGGCACGAAAACAAUUACUGCAGCAGUGGAACAGCAGCCUGGUGGGCAUGAGAAAACGCGAUGAGGCUUUCAGUGCAAUGCAGGAGGCCAUGGGUGAGGUUGAGCACCAGGUGAUUCUACUUGGCAGAGAGAUUGAAGGUUAUAAGAAAGCUAUCACAGAAGAACAAGAGCAAAAUGAGACACUAACUAUGCAGCUGAAUUGGUCCCAGAUGGACUGUGCCACCUAUAAAAAGCUAAUCAGUCAAAAGCAGGCGCAGCAGGAGGCCCUUCAAGCUCACUACAGCACCUGUCUCCGUACCCUGAGGGAGACAGGGUCCACCCUCUCGAGCCUUACAAAGGAAACCAGUACCUACCAGGCUCAAGUGAAUGAUCUAAGGAGGCAGUUGGAGAAAGAGAGUGCAGUGCGUCUAGAUUUGGAAGAUAAGGUCAUGAGCAAUAUGCAGCAGAAGCUCACCCACAACAAGGCUGCCAAGUAUUCUCAACGGCUCACCAACAAGAUGGCCACACUAAAGAAAGACAAGAUCUCUCAGCUUUGGCAGCUGGAAAAUGAAUUAAUGUUGGUGAGACUAGAGAGCAGCAAGGUUAGCCAACAUGUGGACAGCCUGGCCACAACCCAGGAGGCCCUUGAUGAGGAGAUUUCAGUAUAUAACCAGUUACUGGCGUCCAACCAGGCCAAGGUUUCUUCCUUCAUUACAGUCAUUGGGCAGAAGCAGGCUACGAUAUCCAAGUACCACCAGAAGAUCUGCCAAAUCACAGCCAGCACUGGGCAUGAAGACCUGAGUCCUAUGCAAAUCCAAAUAGAGACGUUGGGGGCAGAGAUUGAGAAGUUGGCUACAAAUAUCAGAAAUGACCAGCAGCUCUGGAUGAAACAGCAAGGCACCCUAGUAGGGCUGACGCAGGAGAUAGAAGCCAACAGCAAGAACAUGCUGAAACUACAGACAGAGUGCACAGCCAUGCAGCAAAAGAAAAUCCGCUUGAGGAAUAAGACAGACGCUGAACACCGAGAGCAGGCAGAACUGGAGAAAAAUGCUAAGAUGCUGAAGGGAGACUUGGUGAAACUCAACACCCUGCUGAGCAAGAACGGGCAGCUGAGCCAAGCGCUGGAGCAGGAGAGCACUCUGAUGGAGUCGGACAUCCUUCACAGACUCAAGGCAGCAGAGUGGGAGUGCGUUGAAAUACAGAUGAAAUAUGAAAAGACCCAAGAAGAAAAAGAACGUCUCCUCAACUGUCUGGUGGAAGCUGAGAGGCAGAUCAUGCUGUGGGAGAAGAAGACCCAGCUUAUUAAAGAGACUCAUUCAGUCGUGGACUCCGGCUUGGGAGACAUUCAGACAAUGAAGGCUGAGAUACACCGUAUGGAGGUGCGACUUAACAAACUGAUGAAGCUGCAGGAGCAGCUGCUGAGGGAAAGUGAAGCAACGGUGGCGAGGAGGGAGACCAUAGUGCUCCGCAGGGAGGCAAUGCUCCACAGUUCCCACAAACAGACCACAGUGGGUGAACUGACACUAGUCACACAGGGCCUGCAGGCCAAGAUCAAGGACACGCAUAAGCGUGUGGCGGAGUAUGAACAGGUGAUCAGGGAGCAACGAGAAAGUCAGGUGAGCUUGAGCGACAAGCUCGAACAACAGAGGCAGCAGCUGAUAGAACUGUGCAGCAACAGCUACGGCCUUGACCCAGACAUUGGAAACCUUCAGGAUACUAAAGACAGGAACCUAGCCCACCUGGUGGCACUGCAGAGUCGAACCAAGAAGCUGCAGGGGGUGUGUGACGGCAGCUACAAGGCCUCCCCCAACACUGAGUCUGUGGACACCGCUCUGCGAAACCAAAUGGAGCGCGUGCAUACUGUCAGCACCGUCCUGCACCGUGUGGGUGAGGAGCUACCCCAGCACCAAGGGGCGCUCCGGAGACUGUCGCUAGCUCUGGCAGCGCGCACACAAGCCCUGGAUCAGGAAAUGCCGUGAGAGUGAGGGGGUUAAAAUAGAUAAAGAGUGAGUACUGAAGGAGAGGAGGAUACGUUAGAUCAUUAGAGAUUAGAUUAGAGAGAUGACUCAAGAUUAGUAAACUAGAACUUCCUUGUUUGCUGUUGAACACUUUGAAUGAGAAACUGUUUGAGAAAAGCUGUAACAAAAUAAAAAUACUAUAAGUUAGUCAUAUUUGUUAGUGUGCUGUUCGAAAAAUAACCAAUUUUGAUGAUAUGUGAACAUCAAAUACCAUAAGUACUGUCAACCUUGCAGAAACAUAUCAGUCACUUGUUGCAUGUCAAGUACUAGUAAAAUGAACUGAUCCCAUCUGGUUGCCGUGUUGGUCUAAAUCUAAACCCUGAGCUCUCACUCGUCUCGUCCUCGGGGGUCAGACAGAAAUAACCCAAGUAUCUGCAGUACUUCCAUCAACACACAGCUUGUACGUGACAGAGGUGAUUUCAACACAAAAAUACCUCUGUUCUGUAAGAAGAGAGGUAUACUGUAACUAAUGCAGUAGAACCAGUUUAGAUCUCAUGCUUUGCCCCAACCUUGUCUUGACUGUCUCUGUUAGGAGUUUCCAGAGGCACGUACACUGUACAGUGACAUCUCAGCUCACUUCUCUCUUACUCAAACUGCCUUUCUUUCCUUUGCAGUUCAUACAAGAAGCACUUGCUUUAGGUGGUUGAUUCAAAUCAAAUCAAAGAAACUUUUGGGAGGAUAUGUAUGCUGCAUGUCAGUUGUAUAACAACCUUAUACGAUUCUAAGUACUGUAAGUUUGUAAGAUUAAAUAAUAAUCAACAAUAAUACAAAAAAAAAAACAAAAAAAGAAGUUUUGCAAAAAAACAGCUU
Messenger RNA from Betta splendens (Siamese fighting fish), 3916 nucleotides. RefSeq names its product coiled-coil domain containing 40 (gene ccdc40). The coding region runs from base 203 to 3067 and encodes 954 amino acids. Gene Ontology annotation, biological process: heart looping; axoneme assembly; epithelial cilium movement involved in determination of left/right asymmetry. Gene Ontology annotation, cellular component: cilium; cytoplasm. The transcript is spliced from 19 exons. The record is from RefSeq and is a predicted model, not a curated record. Lineage: Eukaryota; Metazoa; Chordata; Actinopteri; Anabantiformes; Osphronemidae.